AUGUCACCGCAUCUGCGAUGGCGCCGGGAAGCGGAGGCCCCUCCCAAGGUGGAGGUCAGCUCCACCUCUGUCACCAUUCAGGCUCCAGGAACAACAAAUGCCUCAAUGACAGUUCUAACGGGAUCUACAGAACCAGAGCUUCCCAUCAUCACGACCACACAGGAGAGCUUAAUGGAGAAAACAGAAGAUUUGGCUCGGAAGAUGAAUAUUGAACCAUGGCAGCUGGUUGCAAUUCUAGUCGGGGUAGGGGUGGUGGUUUUGGGAGUAUGCUUCUGUUGCAUACGGCGGUGUUGCCGCAAGAGACGCUCCAAGGAUGGCAAGAAGGGAAUGAAGGGAGUCGAUUUCAAGUCCGUCCAGCUCCUCGGUUCUGCUUAUAAGGAAAAGGUGCAGCCGGACAUGGAAGAGCUAACGGAGAAUGCAGAGGAACCUGAUGAAGGUGAAGAAAAGAAAGAAGAAAUAAAACUUGGAAAAGUUCAAUAUAAGUUGGAGUAUGACUUUAACAGUAACAGCUUGUCGGUAACAGUAAUUCAAGCUGAAGAAUUGCCGGCUUUAGACAUGGGUGGAACAUCUGAUCCGUAUGUAAAAGUAUAUCUUCUACCUGAUAAGAAGAAGAAGUUCGAAACUAAAGUGCAUCGAAAAACGCUCAGUCCUGUCUUCAACGAAACUUUUGUAUUUAAGAACGUUCCUUACGCUGAUGCUAUGAACAAGACACUGGUAUUCGCGAUCUUCGACUUCGAUCGUUUCUCCAAGCACGACCAGAUCGGUGAGGUGAAGGUACCUCUAUGCCAGGUGGAUCUUGCCCAGACUAUUGAAGAAUGGCGUGAGUUGCAGAGUGUGGAAGGCGAGGGCGGACAGGAUAACAAGUUGGGAGAUAUAUGUUUCUCGUUGAGAUAUGUACCAACUGCUGGAAAACUUACCGUGGUCAUCUUGGAAGCCAAAAACCUCAAGAAAAUGGAUGUCGGUGGGCUCUCAGAUCCGUACGUAAAGAUAGCUCUAAUGCAAAACGGGAAACGGCUCAAAAAGAAGAAAACGAGCAUCAAGAAGUGUACAUUGAAUCCUUAUUACAACGAGUCAUUUACUUUUGAAGUACCAUUCGAGCAAAUACAGAAAGUAAACCUAGUAGUAACUGUUGUGGACUACGACCGUAUUGGAACAUCGGAACCUAUCGGUAAAGUCGUGUUGGGAUACAACGCGUCCGGCACAGAGCUCCGCCAUUGGUCCGACAUGUUGGCGAGCCCGCGACGUCCUAUCGCCCAGUGGCACACCCUGAAGGACCCCGAAGAUGGAGAGAAGAAAGAUUAA
Molecule: messenger RNA, 1302 nt
Organism: Pieris macdunnoughi
Lineage: Eukaryota; Metazoa; Arthropoda; Insecta; Lepidoptera; Pieridae
Source: the annotation of a GenBank genome assembly